AUGUAUAGGAGUGAUGAAGAUGCUAGGGUGUACAAGGAGAAUGUAGUUAUACAGCAUGAUAGUUUCUUGGGGUCUCUACUCCAAACAGGCUCCUACACCAAGCUCUACAGCUAUACCCAUUUGAUCAACGGGUUCGCCAUUCAUGUCAAAUCUGAAGAGGCCCUCGAUGCUCUUCAAGGUGCAAGAGAAGUUAAACGUAUAGAGGAGGACAUCAAAAUGGAGAAGCUGACAACCCACACGCCUGAGUUUCUGGGGAUCCCCACUGGUGUUUGGCCAAAGCUAGGUGGAGCCCAGAAUUCCGGUGACGGAGUGGUGAUAGGAAUGAUCGACACUGGGAUCAAUCCAAACCACCCUAGCUUCGCCAGGGUCUCAUCUGAAGGCACUAAGACAAGUGCAAAUAGGACAAGAUUCAAGGGAGAAUGUGCGACCGGGAAAGGGUUUCCCCAAACAGCAUGCAAUGGGAAGAUAGUUGGAGCCCAACACUUCGCACGGGGAGCAAUUGCAGCUGGGGAUUUUAAUGCCACCCGUGACUAUACUUCCCCUUAUGAUGCCGAUGGCCAUGGCAGCCACACGGCCUCAACUGCUGCUGGAAACCACCAAAUUCCGGUGAUGGUUAAAGGGUUCAACUAUGGAUACGCGAGCGGCAUGGCUCCUGGAGCUAGGAUUGCGGUUUACAAAGCCCUCUAUAUGUUUGGAGGCUAUAUGUCUGACGUUGUGGCAGCAGUUGAUCAGGCAGUUGAAGAUGGAGUUGAUAUACUGAGCCUCUCUAUAGGACCAUCUUCUGUACCACCUGGUCCAUCUGCUUUCCUCAACAUGCUAGAAAUUGAGUUGUUGUUUGCUACAAAAGCUGGGGUUUUGGUAGUUCAAGCAGCUGGCAAUGGAGGUCCUUCUGCCAGCUCCAUUCUCUCUUUUAGCCCAUGGAUCACAAGCGUCGCUGCCUCGACCACCGACCGCAAAUAUAAUAACACCAUCCAGUUAGGCAAUGGGCAAAGCUUCUCCGGCACCGGCCUUGCACGUACAACUACUUCUGCAACCGCCGGAGAAGUGCACUUUCCGAUAGCCGCAGCAGCAGAUGUCUGCAGCAGGAACACAAGCUAUGUACUGGUUCAAAACUGUCAACACACAGAGCCCUUCAUCCCAUCUCUGGUUCGAGGAAGGUUGAUCAUCUGUACAUAUACAUAUGACUUUGAGUUCGAGGCAGCAAGCAUUUCCUCUGUUGCAGAAACCAUGGAGAAAGUUGGGGCUGCUGGAUUCAUAAUGACAAUGGACCCAGAUCUCGGUUCAGAGCAAGUGAAGGGUACCACGAUAACCCUACGAGUCCCCGGCAUUGUACUGAACAACAUGCAAGCCUCAACAGCUCUGUGGGAGUAUUACAACUCCCACGCUAUCCGGAACAGGAACGGAGACGUAGUGGCUUUCACAGCGACGGGACGGAUCCUCGACGGACGACAAGCAGUCUUCACAGAGCAGGCACCCAUUGUUGCAUCCUACUCAUCUAGAGGUCCCGAUGUGAACAACGCACUCUUACAGACUGCCGACGUCCUCAAACCCAAUAUCAUGGCUCCAGGCUCCUCCAUCUGGGCUGCAUGGAGUCCUAACAGUGAAGGAGACCACUACAUCAAAGGACAGAGCUUUGCACUUGUAUCCGGCACAAGCAUGGCCACUCCUCAUGUAGCUGGUGUUGCAGCACUGAUCAAGCAUAAAUACCCAAACUGGAGCCCAGCUGCCAUAACCUCGGCAAUGAUGACAACUGCCAAUGUAACAGACCAUUCUGGUGCUGCAAUUCUAGCCCAACAGUCUAACCAGCUUGCUGCUGCAACCCCAUUCGACUAUGGCUCUGGUGUCAUCAACCCAGCUCAAGCACUCGACCCAGGCCUAGUGUUCAACGUCAGUUUCAAGCACUACAUACAAUUCCUUUGCGCUGUGCCAGGAGUGGACGAUGAGUCUGUUAGACGAGCAGUGGGUGUGGGGUGCCCUACCAGGAGGAAGAGAUGGUGCUCAGAUUUGAACAUGGCAAGUGUGACAGUUUCGAAUCUGGUGGGGUCGAGGAAGGUCAUCCGGCGGGUGACAAAUGUGGGAGGGACGAAGGAGAUGUACCAAGUGAGGGUACAGGAGCCAAUGGGGGUGUCAGUGAAAGUGUCACCACAGGUUUUUGUGAUAAGUGCAAAUGCAUCCAGGCAACUUACGGUUGUGCUUGGAGCAAAGGAGGCAACAAAUUCAUACACGUUUGGAGAAAUGGUUCUGGAGGGAAGCAGGAAUCAUGUAGUUAGAGUUCCUAUAGCUGUUUAUGUGAGCAGUUCCUUAGGGUCCUGAACUAUUCUCAGAUUCAUUGAGCUCUCUUCUUGACAAAAACAAAUUUCUUUAAACUCUUGUUUCAAUUCACUGACAUAAAUGUCUCUUUAUCUUAAAAUAUAAAACUUAUCCACUCUUUUCUCAAAUAAAUCAAGAAAAACCAAACAAAUCUUAAAUUUAUAUCCAUCAUAAAGAAACCUCUACCACUUCAUUUGAAUAUUAAAUCCAAUCAGAAAUGUGCAAGGAUCUAUUAGAGCAACCGAUAAGACUUCAAUCUACUCUAACGAAGGAGAGUAUUUGCCAGAAAGUAAAAGUUCAGGGGGUUUUUGUCACAAAGAAUGAACCCUACUUCUUCGACAUUUAACCUCCAUAUUUUGACCUUGUUUUAAUUUCCUCUUCUUUUUAUAUUCUUCAAUUAACGACCUCUAUCAUUAAAUCAAAAUUUUGUGGUCACUCAAAUAGCACUGUUUUCUGCAAUUAAUAUAGUUCUUCAGGGAACUAAAGAAUGAACCUAUAUGAAGUAGGAAUCAGUAGUUCCCUAUUGGGAAGACAGGUGGAUUGUCACAAGGAAGACUACUGGGUUCUCACUGUUUGAAAGAAUUCAUUGAUUCAACUCUAAAGCCAUUUUACAUGCAACCAAACUCCUUAGGAGGAAUACCAAGAUUCUAAAGAAUUCAAUUCGAUUCAUUAAUUCAGAAAAAGAGCUUAAUACUUGGGAGGAAUACAAGAUUCCGUAUCAACUUUAUACAUAUGAUCAUCUAAAGAAGAUCUAUGAUUCCAGAUAAACAAAUAGGCUUCUUUCACCAAAAAAUCCCUUUCUUAGAUGCAUGCCAUAUAACUUUAUCCUUUCCAUAAAAUCUGAAGAAAUGGGUAUUUCUUUUCUUUUUUUUUUUUCUAAUCUAAUAAAGGUUGAAAGAUCAAUUGUUACAUGUCCAAAAAAAUUAAUCAUAAACGAGGACAAGACCCAAAAAGUCCAAAACACCACCUCUGUAGUCUGUAUCAUCAAAUCAUACAGCAAGAAACCCAAAGACCCCAUAAAGCCUAGGUCAAGAAAGCCAAAUUAACAGAUUAUGUCUUGAAUACAUGCAGAUUGAUUAGCGGAUCAGGAGUUAGGACAGAGCAAGCAUGAAGUUAGUUCUGGAACCAUUCAUUUCCCUUUUUCUAUAGUUGACAGAUUGAAUCAACAAUUAUGGGGGUUCAGACAGUUGCAAGUCCAUUCAAAGAACAGAUCCCAUAGCUUGGAAUUUGUUCUCGUUCUGAGAGGUGUAGAGGCAAUGUCAUCAUCACCCACUGAGAUGCAUAUCAUUACUGGAUACAUUAAGGUAGAGACAGCACAACAUAAAACAAACAGUGUUUAUCAGUGGCACAUUGGAGGAGAAAAGAGAUAAUAAAGUUAGGCCACAUUUUAAUUUUUAAGACAUAGUAACACGUACAUAUUGGAAAGGAAAGGCAUAGUUUGUAUACUGAUGCAAUUAGACAACCCUGUGGCACAUUGCAUUCUAAGCAAAACAAACACCUUGAAGCAGUACAAACUAGUUCAAAACUUUGGUCAUGACUAUAGUUAUAUACAAGCAACAACAAAAACUUAGGGGCUGUUCACUCAUUCACAUAACUACCAAAUGAUAAGAGAGAAAGAGAGAGGUGGGGACAAUUAUAAGCAAUAAAAUCAUCCUGAGAUCGAUGACAUCCAACACAAUACAGCCUUCCUGACCCAACUGCUCACUUGGGUAUUUGCUAGAGAAUUAUAUGAUUUAGGCAUUAGGAGUUUGCUUGGUUAAUUGGCAAAAUCUAAGGCUCACAAGCAUAAGAAAAUGGGUUCAUAUCUGAUGGUGUCAGUUCAGAAAAGGAAUAAAAGUUCAGUAGAUCUACCAAUUGGUUCAAGAUAUCAGACUCUUGAACCAACUUUCCAAAAAGAAAAAUAAAGAUUUUUCAACUUGAGAUGGCCAUAUAAAUCAACCAAGUUAAAGAAAUAGAAGAAGACAAAUGAUUGAUGAAUUCUUUCCACCUACAGAUAAAAGGCUCUUUCCUCUCCACCCCAACGUUCAAAGUAUAGACAUGUAUUGGGUUAUAUCGGCCGAUAUGUAUCGUAUCAGGAGCUUUCCGAUACGAUCCUAUUAUGGAAGGGCUAAUUUCCAUAAUAAAAAGGCUAUUGAUACUGCCUGAUACGCCGUAGUAUCGAUAUUUUGAACCUUGCUCCACCCAUAAAAUACAUAUUAUGGAAGGGCUAAUUUCCUUCUUCUGGGAACAUCAGACAUAUAUGGACGAGUUUCCAUGAACAGAACAUUGAUUUUGGGAGGACAACCAGCUCCCAAAUGAUUUAAUGUUGAAACAGAUAUCAAUGAGGAUGAAAAUUCAGAAAUCUCUAAUAUUUCUGGUAUGUAGAUUUGGUUUUCGCAAACAAUAGUGGGAGAAAUAUAUGAUUAUGAAGGACAGAAAAAACAGGGAAAGAAUACUUGCCUUCUCAAUGGCUUUCGAGAUUUCCUAACAUUAUUAGUUAUCUGCAGGACUAGCGACUCUCAUGGCUAAAAGGCACUACUUAGCCCUGGAACUCGGAGAUUCAAAAGGGUUCAAAUGGAAAUUGCAUUACGUUGACAUCUCUAUAAAUAGAGAUGCAAAUCUCCAUUUGGCAAUGCAAAGAGGGCGCAGACUUUUCCGAUCUGAACAGAAAAUAUUUUCGUUGCAUUUAUUUGGGCUCCUUUUCCGGCGAAAACAAAUUCCUCGGCCUUAUACGGCGAGAAAAGAAACUCUAAUGAAUUACGGGGGACGAGCAAACCCAGUACAAGAAAAGAAGUUAUUUCUUUUAAGCCAAAAAUGAAAACAAACCAAGCGUUAUUACUACAAUAACUCAGUCGAAUGAAACUUGUUGAAUGGUCUGUUUUGGCGUGGCGAGGAAGAGGAUAGGACAUACCUUGCUAGACCGACUCUUUUCGUCCUGGAAUAUCGAUGAAGCUCAUCCUUCUGGCAUAUAUUUGUGAUACUGUGCGAAGAGAUGUUUCUCAGACUCAAAGCAGUUUUGAUUUUCUCGAAACUGAAGCCGUGAUUGAGGAGAGAGAGUGAGCACGGACGAUUCCUAUAACUUCACUUCGGAGUGGAUAAGGUAAACAGGAGAGAGAGAGAGAGAGAUUCAUUCCUUGUAAGAUAAAGUAAUAAACCCCAUGAUUGAUA
Nelumbo nucifera (sacred lotus) is the source of this 5457-nucleotide messenger RNA. NCBI's taxonomy places the organism in Eukaryota, Viridiplantae, Streptophyta, Magnoliopsida, Proteales, Nelumbonaceae. The record is from RefSeq and is a predicted model, not a curated record.